CAGGUUCCGACUAGUUGAAAUUUUCGCGCGGCUUUGUUCGGUGUUCACACUUCACAGAGAAACAGAGAGCUAUGUUGAUGGUGGCCACAACCGCACCGCCAAACUUGUUGUCGAUGUCUGCUCUUCCCCGCCACGAAAACAAAUCAAAAUCUUUCAGACCCUCAAAUGGUUACAUCUUCCUCAAACCCUCGUUAAAAACCCCUAUGUUAUCUCCAAAUUCGGGCCUUUCUCGUGCCCGAUUUCGCGUCUCCGACUCUCUCGCCGCACCCUCCAUCACCAGAGUUGCAGACAAGAACGCCAAGAUUAACAAGUACUGUGAAAUGGGUAAUCUGAAAUCCGCCAUGGAAAUGGUGUCCGGGGCUCAAAUAUUCGAGCUUGACUUGGAGGCUUACUGCUCCGUUGUGGAGCUAUGUGCUGGAAUGAUGUCGCUUCAAGACGGAAAAAAGGUUCACUCAGUUAUCUGUGACAAUGGUGUGGAAGCUGAUGGGCAACUAGGUGCAAAACUUGUGUUUAUGUAUGUAAAAUGUGGGGAUUUAAGAGAAGCGAGGCGGGUUUUCGAUAAGUUAUCGAAUGGGAAGGUAUUUGUUUGGAAUCUUAUGAUUAAUGAGUAUGCGAAGGUUCGUAAUUUCAGGGAAGGUGUGUACUUGUUUGGGAAGAUGCAGGAGCUUGGCAUCCAAGCAAACUCGUAUACGUUUUCAUGUGUUUUGAAGUGUUUUUCGGCACUUGGAUGUGUGCGGGAAGGCGAAUGGAUUCAUGGAUAUCUGUAUAAAUUGGGUUUCGGUUCUGAUAACACGGUUGGAAAUUCGCUGAUGGCUUUCUAUUUUAAGAAUCGAAGAAUUGAGAGUGCAUGUAAGGUGUUCGAUGAAUUGUGCGAUCGAGAUGUUAUAUCAUGGAAUUCGAUGAUAAGUGCGUAUGUGUCUAAUGGUCUUGCAGAGAAGGGGGUUGAGAUUUUCAGACAGAUGGUUUCUUUAGGGAUAGAUGUGGAUUUGGCUACAAUUAUCAAUGUUCUAAUGGCUUGUGUAGCCGGUGGGAAUCUUUCGCUGGGCAGGGCGCUUCAUGCAUAUGCAAUAAAAGCUUCUUUUGACGAGGAUGUCAUGUUCUGUAAUAAUGUUCUAGAUAUGUAUUCGAAAUGCGGGGAUCUGAGUAGUGCAAUCCAGGUUUUUAAGAAGAUGGGUGAGAGAAGUGUUGUGUCAUGGACUUCAAUGAUAGCAGGGCACAUUCGAGAAGGGCUUUCAGAUGAGGCAAUCGGAUUGUUCUCUGAAAUGGAAAGGGACGGUGUUAAUCCAGAUGCUUAUACAAUCACGAGCAUACUUCAUGCAUGUGCUAGUAGUGGCUCAUUGAAGAAAGGCAGGGAUAUUCACAACUACAUUAAGGAACAUGGCAUGGACUCUAGUUUAUAUGUCUGUAAUACUCUCAUGGAUAUGUAUGCAAAAUGCGGAAGCAUGGAAGAUGCUCACUCAGUUUUUUCUCGUAUGCCUGCGAAGGACAUUGUCUCAUGGAAUACCAUGAUAGGAGGUUACUCAAAAAAUUGUCUUCCAAAUGAAGCUCUUAAACUCUUUUCUGAGAUGAUGCAGAAAUCAAAACCUGACAGCAUGACAAUUGCCAGUAUUCUUCCGGCUUGUGCCAGCCUAGCAGCUCUAAAUAGAGGUCAAGAGAUCCAUGGUCAUAUAUUGAGAAAUGGAUACUUUUCUGAACGGCAUGUUGCCAAUGCACUUGUCGACAUGUAUGUCAAGUGUGGGGUACUAGUUCUUGCACGAUUACUUUUUGAUAUGUUUCCCGUAAAAGAUCUGAUCUCUUGGACUGUGAUCGUUGCUGGAUAUGGCAUGCAUGGAUUUGGAAGGGAAGCUAUUGCUGCCUUUAAUGAGAUGAGAAAAGCAGGAACAGAACCCGACGGCGUUUCCUUCGUUUCAAUACUCUAUGCUUGCAGUCAUUCGGGAUUACGCGAUGAAGCAUGGAGAUUCUUCGAUACUAUGAGAAAUGAUUACGGCAUUGUUCCCAAGUUAGAGCACUAUGCUUGUAUGGUGGAUCUCCUUUCCCGCACGGGGAAUCUAACCAAGGCUUAUAAGUUUAUCAAGACGAUGCCGAUUGAGCCAGAUGCAACAAUCUGGGGUUCCUUGCUCUGUGGUUGUAGGAUCCACCAUGACGUGAAACUAGCGGAGAAAGUCGCCGAACAUGUUUUUGAACUAGAGCCCGAAAACACAGGGUACUAUGUACUUCUGGCGAACAUAUAUGCAGAGGCAGAAAAGUGGGAAGAAGUGAAAAAAUUGAGGGAGAGGAUCACUCGGCGAGGCUUGAAAAAGAAUCCAGGCUGUAGUUGGAUAGAGAUCAAAGGCAAAGUUAAAAUCUUUGUUGCUGGAGACAGUUCGCACCCACAAGCUGCAAAGAUAGAGUCCUUAUUGAAGAGAUUACGAUUAAAGAUGAAGGAAGAAGGCCAGUCUCCGAAAAUGCAGUAUGCUUUGAUUAAUGCAGAUGAGGCGGAGAAAGAGGUGGCCCUCUGUGGGCACAGUGAGAAGUUAGCCAUAGCAUUUGGGAUGCUGAACUUGCAACCAGGGAAAACCAUACGGGUGACGAAGAAUCUACGAGUAUGCGGUGACUGUCAUGAGAUGGCCAAGUUCAUCUCCAGGACAUCUAGGAGAGAGAUUGUUUUAAGAGACUCGAACCGCUUUCACCAUAUGAAGGACGGGAAUUGUUCUUGCAGGGGUUUCUGGUAAUCUGAAGUUGGAGUUGAAGUGUAAAUCACCUCCCCUUCACUCCGUUGAUUGUCCUGUGCAUGAUUUGGUUUAGUUUGAAGGCAUGCUAUGCUUGUUCCCCAGUUUUGACGUGACUGAGAUUGGAAGGGUGAAUCAAGCGUGGAUAUCAGCUAUUUUACGGCAGUUAAUCGGCCGUCGAGAUGCAGGGUUUUUUGUAAUUUGAAACAUCGUCUUGUAAAUUCACAGCUAGAUCAUAGAGCAAAGGGAAAAGUUGGUAAGCUCUAUGGAAAUUAGUAAAUUUCCCUUUCGAAAAAGGAAAGGUUUGUGUUUUUAUUACAAGAUUGUUUAAAUUUUGCCUAAUUUAUCAUUUGAAAUUAGUGGGGA
Pyrus x bretschneideri (Chinese white pear) is the source of this 3074-nucleotide messenger RNA. Its product is annotated as pentatricopeptide repeat-containing protein DOT4, chloroplastic. Gene Ontology annotation, biological process: RNA modification. Gene Ontology annotation, cellular component: intracellular membrane-bounded organelle. The coding region runs from base 72 to 2711 and encodes 879 amino acids. The transcript has a single exon. The record is from RefSeq and is a predicted model, not a curated record. NCBI's taxonomy places the organism in Eukaryota, Viridiplantae, Streptophyta, Magnoliopsida, Rosales, Rosaceae. Gene Ontology annotation, molecular function: protein binding; RNA binding; zinc ion binding.